This is a messenger RNA of Lolium perenne, 1483 nucleotides long. NCBI's taxonomy places the organism in Eukaryota, Viridiplantae, Streptophyta, Magnoliopsida, Poales, Poaceae. The record is from RefSeq and is a predicted model, not a curated record.
GGUUCAACAGUCAUUUUCAGUUAACAGAGAAAAGUCAAAACUUAACGUUAAAGGGAUGGGCCCACUGGACCAACGUCCAGGGCUUGAUCUGUACGUGACUUGUUCUCGUAUGUAACAAACGCACCCUGAUCGGGGGUGCCAAAACCAACUCGAUGGUUUUGGUCCCCUAUUGCGCUGUGCCAUAUAAAGGGGGGGAGUCUGGCAGAGAUCGAUACCCAGUUAACGAUCUAAACAUCUGCUUCCCCCACAUCCCAAAACUCUACCGAUCUAGAGUGGCCAGAAGCAACGGGAAGACUGGAACCUCGCCGUGCUGUGCCAGGGCAGUGCAGGUGGCGCCCGGAGGGGAUCAGGAGGAUCUCCAGAUCGUCAUCGACCACAAGUUCGUCAUCAACACCGCCACACCAAGCCUACCUCACGCAGGCGUCGAUGGGAUCGUCAGUGCCCACUUCCGCUGCGAUGCGUUAUGAUGCUGUCGAGCAGUUGACCGGCAGCAACUUUCCUCGUUGGAAGAACUCCAUUGAGCUAUGUUUGGCUUUCAACGAGUUUGAUUAUGCCUUAAGGGAGGAUAAGCCCGUGGCGCCAGUUGCUGGUGCUACGGGGUAUGAUGAACUAAAGAAAACUUAUGACUCCAAGAUGGAGAAGUGGGACAAAUCCAAUCACGUUGCAAUGCUCGUGAUGAAUUCUUCCAUUUCACCUGAGAUUAUUGGGGCUCUCCCCGAGAAAGAUACUGCUAAGGAAUUUAUGGAAGCCUUGGAGGAGCAAUUCAAAGGCUCUGAAAAGGUUUAUGCUCAUGAGCUUUUUCACAAGCUACUUGGCAAGUAUAAAAAUGAUGGUGAUGUUAGGGGACACAUACUGAGAAUGAUAAAUGCUUCAAAUAAACUGAAGCACCUAAAGUGUGAGCUCAGUGACAACCUCCUUAUCAUCAUGAUCUUGGAGUCCCUCCCUGAAGAGUUCGAUCAGUUCAAGAUCAACUACAAUUCCAUGAAGGAGAAGUGGACACUUGCUGAGAUAUCCCCUCGGAUUGUCCAGGAAGAAGAACGAAUGAUAAGGCAGAACAAGGAUCAGGCUUUUCAUGUUGUCUCCUCAAAGAGAAAGCAUGACGGGUCAGGCCCUUCAAAGUCGCCAAAGAAAACCUUCAAGAAGGAAAUGCCAAAGUUUAAAGGAAAGGAAAAGGAUAAUGGACAGUCUUCAGCGCCUACUGAUAAUGUGUGUUUCUUUUGUAAGAAGGAAGGCCAUUACAGGAAGGACUGUCAUGAAUACCUCAAGUGGAUGAUGAAGAAAGGGAUUAAAUUUGAUCCAAACCAUAACAAGCGGGGCAAGACGACUUAGAGUUGCAAAUGGAGUUGAAGUUGAUGUUGAAGCUGUUGGGUCACUCACCUUGGAGCUACACACCGGCUUUCACCUUCAUUUAAAUAAUGUUCUUUAUGUACCUACUUUAAGUAGGAAUUUGAUUUCAGUUUCUUGUCUCGAUGAUAACAUGUUU